Messenger RNA from Aegilops tauschii subsp. strangulata, 1885 nucleotides. Its product is annotated as cytochrome P450 704C1. Gene Ontology annotation, molecular function: heme binding; iron ion binding; monooxygenase activity. The record is from RefSeq and is a predicted model, not a curated record. Lineage: Eukaryota; Viridiplantae; Streptophyta; Magnoliopsida; Poales; Poaceae.
UGGCCAUAGUUCCCGCCGGCCGGCCGAAUCACUCACACGCACAGCUCGGCUCAGCUCACAAGUCACAACACACACGCGACCAAGUGAGCGGCUAUGGCGACGGGAAUGCCAGAGUGCUCCCCGGCCUUGCUGGUGGCCGCCGGCCUCGCCGUGCUAGCGAUCUGCUCGUACCUUGCCGCCAUCGUUGUCGGCCGCGGCGCCGCGCGGUACCCGCCUGUGGCCGGAACGGUGUUCCACCAGGUAUACCACCUCCGGCGGCUGCACGACUACUACACGGACCUGUUCCGCGAGCACGCCACGUUCCGGCUGCUCGCGCCGGGACGGAGGCAGAUUUACACCUCCGACACGGCGGUGGUCGAGUACAUCCUUAGGACCAACUUCGCCAACUACGGCAAGGUACGCGAUACAAAGGGCGCGUCUAACUACGACAAGACGAGCGAUCUCUUCGGAGACGGCAUCUUCACGGCGGACGGCGACAAGUGGAGGCAGCACAGGAAGAUCGCCAGCUAUGACUUCUCCGCGAGGGCCCUCCGGGACUUCAGCGGCGGCGUCUUCAACAGGGACGCCGCCAAGCUCGCGCACAUCGUCUCCGGCAACGCGGCCGCGAAGCAACCCAUGGACUUUCAGGACUUGCUGAUGAAAGCGACGAUGGACUCCAUCUUCACCAUCGCCGUCGGCGUGGACCUGGACACGCUGUCGGGGUCGGAGGAGGGGAGCCGCUUCGCCGCGGCGCUAGACGACGCCAGCGAGUUCACCCUGCUCCGUUUCGUCAAUGCGUUCUGGAAGGUGUCGAGGUUCCUCAACGUCGGCGCCGAGGCGGCGCUCCGGCGCAGGAUCGAGGUCGUCGACGAGUUCAUGUACAAGCGCAUCCGUGCCAGGGCGGAGGAGAUAUCGGACGGCGACAUUGGCAAGGCACACGACACUGUGUCCAAGGAUGAUCUGCUGUCAAGAUUCAUACAGGCAACCACCAGCGACGCCGGGGAGGUGGACUACAAGCACCUGAGAGACAUGAUACUGAACAUAGUCAUGGCCGGCAAGGACCCGACCGCCGGAGCGCUUGCCUGGUUCCUUUACAUGAUGUGCAAGCACCCGGAGGUCCAGGAGAAGAUAAGUGAGGAGGCUGCCGACGCCGGCGAGGCCACGUCGUCCAUCGACGACUUCUCCCGGAGCCUCACCGAGGAGGCGCUCAACAAGAUGCACUACCUGCACGCCGCCCUGACGGAGACGCUCCGGCUGUACCCUUCGCUCCCGCUGUUGACUGAGACUAGUCCCACCCAACGAAAAACCAUCGAUAAUGUGCCCCAAGUUGAUACCCGUAAAGGCAAAGCAGUGUCAGACCUGAGCCACCAAUGCAAGCAACUCUCACAGGAUGCUAAGCAGACCAUGACCAGCUCGUGGACUAAACCGAGGGUGGGCAGAGUAAAACUCAAUCCAGAUGGUUCUUACCUUGAAAACAAAGGGGUGCAGGCAUCAUUCUCAGGGAUUCUGAAGGCUCAGUAAUUCUUAGUUCAUGCAGACAUGUAUUCACAUGCGCUGAUGCAUUAGAAGCAGAGCUAUUAACUAUAAAAGAAGGAAUUUCAUUAGCACUGCAAUGGACUUACUUACCCGUUGAUGUCGAAUCCGAUUGUUCGGAGGCUAUCUCGACGAUCAAGGAAGGAGUUGGCAACAAAUAAAAGCAUGCGUUCAUAGUCAAGGAGAUCAUUGAUAGUAUGGAGGAAAGAGAUUCUUGUAUUAGUCACACUCGUCAAAACUGUAAUAAUGCUAGUCAUUCUAUGGCUACUUCUGGUAGUUUGUAGUGCCGAACUGUGAUUUGGCUAGGCUUUGGAUCAGAAGAGGUUGUGAAAAUUAUUGGACGAGAUUAUAAUACCGACCGAACUUUGAGUAA